AUGGCGGCGCACGCGAUGCUGGUCUGUGGGGGACGGAGCGGAGCUGCUGGCCUCCGGGGCUGCCUCUCCAGCUACCUGCUGGGCGUCUUGGGGACGUUAUCCCCGCCCAGCCCAGCCUCCCGCCUCUGCCCCCUCCUGCUGCGCAGCUUUGCUGUCGAGGCCAAGAAAACCUACGUGCGGGACAAGCCCCAUGUCAACGUGGGCACCAUCGGGCACGUGGACCACGGCAAGACCACGCUGACAGCUGCCAUCACCAAAAUCCUAGCUGAGGCUGGAGGUGCCAAGUUCAAGAAGUACGAGGAGAUUGACAACGCGCCAGAGGAGAAGGCUCGUGGCAUCACCAUCAACGCCUCCCAUGUGGAGUAUGCCACCGCCAACCGGCACUACGCCCACACCGACUGCCCCGGCCACGCCGACUACGUCAAGAACAUGAUCACUGGCACCGCUCCCUUAGACGGCUGCAUCCUCGUGGUGGCAGCAACAGAUGGGCAGAUGCCACAGACCCGAGAGCACUUGCUGCUGGCCAAACAGAUCGGGGUGCGGCACAUCGUGGUGUACAUCAACAAGGCGGACGCAGUAGAAGACCAGGAGAUGCUGGAGCUGGUGGAGCUGGAGAUCCGGGAGCUGCUCUCUGAGUUUGGCUACGAUGGGGAGAAGACGCCUGUCAUUGUGGGUUCUGCCCUCUGCGCCCUGGAACACCGCAGCCCCGAACUGGGACUGAACUCCAUCCUGAAGCUGCUGGACGCGGUCGAUACACACAUCCCACUGCCCGUGCGGGAGCUAGACAAGCCAUUCCUGCUGCCCAUCGAGUCAAUCUACUCCAUCCCAGGGCGUGGGACAGUGGUGACAGGGACACUGGAGCGUGGCAUCGUCAGGAAGGGGGAGGAGUGCGAGUUUGUGGGGCACAACCGCAACCUGCGCUCCGUGGUGACAGGCAUCGAGAUGUUUCACCAGAACCUGGAGCGGGCUGAGGCCGGAGACAACCUUGGGGCGCUGGUGCGGGGGCUGAAGCGGGAGGACGUGCGGCGUGGCAUGGUGAUGUGCAAGCCCGGCUCCAUCAAGCCCCAUCAGAAGAUCGAGGCCCAGGUGUACAUCCUCAGCAAGGAGGAGGGCGGGCGGCACAAGCCUUUCGUCUCUAACUACAUGCCUGUAAUGUUCUCCCUUACCUGGGACAUGGCCUGUCGGACCAUCCUGCCCCCUGGAAAGGAGAUGGUGAUGCCCGGCGAGGACACAGCCCUGACCCUCACCCUGCGGCAGCCCAUGGUGCUGGAAGAAGGUCAGCGCUUCACCCUGCGCGAUGGCAACCGCACCAUUGGCACCGGUGUGGUCACCAAAACGUUGGAGAUGGGGCCAGACAAUGACAAGUGGGGGGCUUAAAGGCUGGGCCGGCUCUGCCCCCAGGCCUGUGUCCGCAAACUGGGGGCAGUGCUAGUUCUGUCUGGUGUCCCCCUCUGUGGUGCUGGGGGGGUGCCCUAAGAACUUGUUUAUCGCUGCUGCCCCCGGCGGCAUCAUGGUCAGCCAGAGCGGGGUGCAAACUGCCUGUUGUAUGAACUGCUCGGCCAUGGGGCAUCAGAAAUUGAACUGCCCUUCUGUGGUGGCUCUCCUGCCCAGAGCCCCUCCAGUAGGGGGCUAGAAGGGGCUUAUACAGCUUCCUGCUGUUUGGUUUCUUUUGUUAAUAAAGGUGCGAAUCAUGGCUGGGUCCUUCCUGCUUCUUGGGGGGUGCUGGAGGUGACUGUUGGAUGAAGGGGGUUCCUCGCAUGGGAGCAGCUGGUGCCAGGGGCUCACGUCCCCACAAUGAGUUGAGCUGUGACAGUGAUAGUAGCCCUGUAGGGACCAGGCAGCAUUCCUUACAGAGGGCUGCUCUCAGGCAGGUCCCAGCUCUUGUCCAGGGCACUGGGUCAGCACCCAGCUUUGGGGGCUUGCCUAGCAAAGCAGGGGGAGAAGGGGGUGGAUUAGCUCCCAGGGAGCACCGCUGGGGGCUGAUGAAGCUGAAGGAGAAUGUUGGCAGAAGGGGAAAUAGAGACAUUACCCUGCCUGAAGUCAGGGUAGCGAGGGGAAGGGGUGGAACCGCCUCCCCCCAGAGUAAAGAGCAGGGCCCUAUUUGGUGCAGAGCAGCAGGCUCCUUCACCCCUUCCAGUAGCAGCAGGGGCCUAGCCCCUAAGUGACACCUCCUUGCCCCCUGAGGGGUAGGAACACAGGGCAGCAGCUGCAGAUCUCACUCCCCCUUAACAGGCUUCUUUCUGGUUUCCCUACACUAGUUUUAGUCACUCCAUUACAGGCAGGGAUCUUUAGCAGCAAGUGCCAGGCUCUGCCUAGUGUACAGCCCCCACUGGGGAAGCCCCUUCCUCUCACCCGGGCCCACCCCCAGCAGAAAAGAAGGGGCAGAUAGACAGGAACAGAAGCCAGGACUCCAACCCUCCCUUACACUAUUCUCCUCCCUCACAAGCCCCCAGAGACUCACCCCAACACCCACCAUGGAGUUAGUUUAAAAUUUUAUUUUAUUUUUUUUCCACUUUUUAAAUAUUUUUAUGUAAUAAAAAGUCGGUGUUCAUCA
Gopherus evgoodei (Goodes thornscrub tortoise) is the source of this 2554-nucleotide messenger RNA. It is a transcript of the gene TUFM, whose product is annotated as Tu translation elongation factor, mitochondrial. Gene Ontology annotation, biological process: mitochondrial translational elongation. Bases 1 to 1377 code for a protein of 458 amino acids. Gene Ontology annotation, cellular component: mitochondrion. Gene Ontology annotation, molecular function: GTPase activity; GTP binding; translation elongation factor activity. NCBI's taxonomy places the organism in Eukaryota, Metazoa, Chordata, Testudines, Testudinidae. The transcript has 11 exons. The record is from RefSeq and is a predicted model, not a curated record.